AUGGAGCCCCAAUCACCCCCCAAGCGCAUCACGCGUUCCAGAGCCGCAAAGACGGGCGAGAGCUCAACAACCACGAGAGCCACCAAGAUCGUGACCGCAGCUGCCAAGGCAAAGUCGACUGCCACCGCCCCGACGCGCUCUACCUCAGCCAAGAGGAAGACCCGAUCAGACGACCACGAAGAUGAAGAACACAACGAGCAAACACAAGAGUCAGAACCCGCCGUGCGUGCCACCAGAGCUACGCGAGGCCGCCCCAAGAAGACCGUAGAGGAGCCCACAGCACCAGCUGCCCGAGAGCCCUCAACAUCAAGUACGGCGCCCGGCAGAGCCACCCGUGCGCGAGCCACGGCACGCAAGGUCUCUGCCGCCGAGCCGCCAGCUCCCAAGGAAGAGGCGCCCAAGCCCACUCGUGGCCGGCCCAGGAAGGUGGUCCAGCCUUCAGAGGAAGCCCCUGAGAAGGAGGCAGAGCCAGUAAAGAAGACGACGCGCACCCGCGCAGCACCGGUCACAGCAGCAAAGCCCGCCGUCAAGAAGACGGUAACAUUCCAAGAACCCGAAAAGGAAAACAUCGCUCCUGACGCAAGCAAGAAGACGGCCGACAAGUCCACAACUGCCACUGGCCUCCGGGCCAGACCGGUGCGAAAGCCUCCUGUUCCCAAAGCCCCGACGAGAGCCACCCGCAACGCUGCUGCUGCCACCACGAAGACGGAGAAGACGCCGCUCAGCCCUAAGAAGGUCACGCAGAUUCCCAUGUCUCAGGACUACUCCGAGGACGAGCUGGCUGGAGAGAACACGCCCCCGAGACCCAUGAUGAAGAGCCCUACCAAGCCUCCGGCGAGCGUCCUUGGCUCCUCCAAGAAGCUCAACUUGAAGCCUGUCGAGAAGUCGGCGGAUUCCAAGGAGGACCAAGACGGCGAGGGCGCCGAUUCAGAAGCCCAAGAAGACGAGGUUGCCAACGUGCUGGCCUCGCCUGCCAAGAGACUGCCUCCUUCUCCUUUCCGGGAUACGAUGAAGUCCCCUGCUAAGCGCGUUGAGGGUGUUUCAUUGAAGCCCACGUCCAUGUCCACCGCUGAGGGCGUCGCUCCCACGCCUCUCAAGGCUUCGUUGCUUCACUCUCCCGCCAAGCGACCGCAGUCAGCCAUCAAGUCGUUCGCUCUGCCGACUACGGGUCAUGAGGAGAAGAAGCUCUCCAACUUCAAAGCUUCCCUCCUUCAGUCGCCUGCCAAGCGACCUUUGUCUCCCAUCAAGGGUCUGGCCAAGCCUCAAGAGGCCGUUGAGGAGAUGCAGUCUCCCGCCACAAAGCCUCUGCUCCUCUCCACCCCGACUGCUCUGCCCCCUGCCAAGAGAUCUUCUGAGAAAUUGAUGGAGGAAGAGACUGGCCACAGCGAUGACGAUGAGGAACAACUUGACGAGGUUGCCGAGGCCAUGCUCAAUGAGUCCAUUCACUUGGAGGAGCCUAUGCAGUUCCCUGGCCGUCUGUCUGCUGUUCUUCCUAGACACGCCGACCCCGUCUUCAAGAAGGACAUGCCCGCUCUUGAGGCACCUGAGGAGGAUCUGGCCCAGGCCGAGGAAGUCGACGUUGUCCAGUCUGAGGAGGCUCCCGAGGAGGAAGACGACUUCGCCGCUGAGGACAUGCCGGAGUUCGAUGGAGAGCCCAUGAUGCUCGACGAGGACUACUUCCAGCCUCAGGCUCAGAACACCAUGGCCCCUCAGCCCGCGUUCAACGUGCCCACUGGUAUCUUUGGCCUUCGCCAGAAGGACAUGGACCCUUACCAUAGCAUGGACUCGGACUCAGACGACGAGCUCGCCAACAGUCCUCGUGUCUCCGCAGUCGAGAAGUUUGUUCCUCUUACCCCCACUCCCAAGGCUGCUCGCCGAAGCAACGUUAUGCCGAGAGUCUCCAACGUUGGUUUCACUCCUCUGGCCCAGAAGCUGAACGCUUGGUCCGCUGGAAGCCCUACCAAGGGCUCCAAGACGCCCGUUGCCAAGACUCCCCAGGCUUCGGCGGACUCUGCUUCCGUCUCUGGCACUCCCCGUGCGUACGACUCUCCCCUCAGAAGCACCUACUUCGAGGAUGAGAUGACUGUUCGUGCCGACAUGGAGGCGCAGAACGAGAUUGAGGCUGCCAUUGAGGCUGAGAUCUCUGCCGCCAGCGAGGAGAUUGAGUUCGACGAUCUCAUGGUCACCGACGAGGACAUGGCUCUCGCUGCUGAGGCGAAUGAGAUGUCUCUGAUGGAGCCGGGGCAGCUGGACGACAUCGUCAACACUUCCAACAGCUUCGACGACACCCUUUCUGAGGCGAGCCAGGAGUAUGGCGACGAGAACGAGAUGCCUGUUGAUCCCGCCAUGCUGAACGGAGCAUCCGUUCCGCCUACCACCCCCAACAGAAUGAUCAACCGUGAAUUCCACACCGUCUCCAAGGUCCCUCUCAAGGCCGCUGAUGAGUCGACUCCCCGUCCCAAGAAGAAGCGUGCUGCCAGCAUCUCCCGACUCCCGGCCAGCCGCCCGACUCAAAAUCUUAACAGGAGCGCCACUGUCAUUUCCUACUCGCCCGGCAAGAACAAGUCUGAGCCACAGGAGACAGCUGAGCCCGAGUCGGCGCCUGUGACUCCGGCAAAGUCUGACAUCUGGUCCUCGCUUGGAACCCCGGCUCGCACCCCUCAUCGCAACCUCAGCCCUGGUCUGCUCCGUGGUGCAGUUGUCUUCGUUGACGUGCACACAACCGAGGGCGCGGAUGCGAGCAGCAUUUUCGUCGAGCUCCUGACCCAAAUGGGAGCUCGUUGCGUCAAGACUUGGGCGUGGAACCCGAACGCGGCCGACAACUCCGACAUGUCCAAGGUCGGCAUCACCCAUGUCGUGUUCAAGGAUGGUGGCAAGCGUACCAUGGAGAAGAUCAGGGAAACCAACGGCAUUGUCCACUGUGUUGGUGUGUCCUGGGUGCUUGACUGUGAGCGUAAGAACGAGUGGCUUCCUGAAGACGAAUACUCCAUCGACACAUCACUGGUUCCCCGCGGAGGCGCCCGUCGCAGGAAGAGCAUGGAGCCCACGGCCCUUGCAAACCAGAACGGCAUGCUUGUUCCUUCGCCUGUCAAGGGUGGCCGCGACAACAAGACCGCGCCCAACACACCCAUGAACCGACGUGACAGCACCGUCUGGAUGCACACUCCUUCGGACGAGGCCGACGAUGAGGAGGUCGAUUGGGAGGGACUCAUGUCCCCUGUUCCCGUGACUCCUGCCCCGGAUGCUCUCGCCCGCUACGCGGCGAACGUCACACCCGAGACACCCGGUGCCACUGACUACGACUCGUCUCCCACCAAGCUACUGAUGCAGACAUGCCCUCCCAAGAACAAUGCUUUCGCCGAGAUGGGCGAUGGCAUUCUCAAGAGGGAGAAGGACGAGACCGUGAUGCAGCGCUUGAUGGCCGCCCGCAGGAAGAGUCUGCAGUUUGCUCCCAAGAUCGGAAGCCCGUUGGCUAAGGCUUGGCGAUGA
Messenger RNA from Colletotrichum chrysophilum, 3489 nucleotides. RefSeq lists its product as uncharacterized. Lineage: Eukaryota; Fungi; Ascomycota; Sordariomycetes; Glomerellales; Glomerellaceae. Gene Ontology annotation, biological process: mitotic cell cycle. The record is from RefSeq and is a predicted model, not a curated record. The coding region runs from base 1 to 3489 and encodes 1162 amino acids. The transcript is spliced from 2 exons.